AUGAAAGUGGACCUGGUACCGGGUCUUGGAGAUCCGUGUACUCAGCAGAUGCCUCAGCAACCAAUUCAUCGCGCAUGCCUCCCGAAGUCAUCUGCGCCUGAGAAUACCUUAACUCUUCCCACCAACCCAUAUCAGUUCACUCUCGACGGUUUGGAUUUCUUGGCGACUUCCGGCUCAUCUUACGCUGGCAGCAUCCUUGCCCCCACCUGUCCUGACACCGUCGACGGGUUUCCAUUUGACAAACGAGAUCCAUUUAUAAUGGACGACGAGUUUCCUCAUGUGAUGGUGGUUGGAAAUCAACCAUCGCUGGAGUCUGAUUGGUUCGAGGGACCAAAUGGAGAAAAAUGUCUGAUGAUAUCUGUUCCACGCUUCUCCCGUACUCAAAUGAUCGUCCUUUUGGAUCUUGAUACAAUGGAAGUGACGAGUCAACUAUUUGGGAAAGCUUAG
Ostertagia ostertagi is the source of this 447-nucleotide messenger RNA. NCBI's taxonomy places the organism in Eukaryota, Metazoa, Nematoda, Chromadorea, Rhabditida, Trichostrongylidae. The record is from the annotation of a GenBank genome assembly.